Rubroshorea leprosula is the source of this 3103-nucleotide messenger RNA. NCBI's taxonomy places the organism in Eukaryota, Viridiplantae, Streptophyta, Magnoliopsida, Malvales, Dipterocarpaceae. The record is from the annotation of a GenBank genome assembly.
GCGAGUCACGUCCCUGUGUUUACCGUUUUUCGAAAAUUAGGGCUUAAUAUAAAAACCUUAAACCCCACCUUUCCCUCUCUUUCGCAGAGAAAAACACCGUUUCAGUAAUGGCGAGAGAGCAAGACAUAGGUAGCUGGACCGAUCUCCUCCAUUCUUCCUCCAAGCUCCUCGAACAAGCUGCUCCGUCUGCUCAGUUCCCACCUCUCCAGAGGAACUUAGAUCAGUUGGAGGCGCUCUCGAAGAAGCUCAAAGCAAAAACCUUAAGAACUGAGGCUCCUUCUCAAUCUAUUGCUGCCACAAGGCUUCUUGCACGUGAAGGAUUGAAUGCUGAGCAGCUUGCGCGUGAUUUGAAGUCCUUUGAAUUGAAGACAACAUUUGAGGAUGUCUUUCCUGCCGAGGCAACAAGUGUUGAAGAGUAUCUGCAACAGGUUCAUGAAAUGGCAAUGGUGUCAGCCAUCCAAGAAGCUCAAAAGGAUAACGUUAGAAGUUUUAAUGAUUACAUGAUGAAGGUUCUGGAGGAAGAUUGGCAAAAGGAAAAACGAGACUUCCUUCAGAGCUUAAGCCGGAUCUCAAUGUUACCCAAGACUAACAUAAUUGACAAAAGUAGCGGCAGCACUCCCCCAGGUCGAAUGGUGCCCAUUGCUUCUAGUCCUCAGGUUUCUCCUGCCCUUAGCAUGGAACUUGUACCUUCAGCUAAUAAGCCGAUUGUGGAGAGAAAGAUGUCAGUCUAUGCUGAAGUAGUGAGGAAUAUGAACAAUGCAAGAGAGCGAGGUUUGCCAUUUAAACCUGCUACAGCCUUUAAGGUUGCUUAUGAGAGUUUGAGCAUUGAAACAUCUGGUGGAAAAUCAGUUAACUUGCAGAAAAUAUGGCACCUUAUUCAGACAUUAACCAGUGAAGAUUCUGCAACACAACCAAGUGUGUCAAGAAGGAUGUCAUUGAUAAUUGGUGCAAGGCACCACCUGGAAUGGGGACAUGAGAAAUAUAUCAUGGAUACAAUUAAAAGUCAUCCUGCACAAGCUGCACUUGGUGGAGCUGUUGGAAAUUUGCAGAGAGUUCAUGCCUUUCUUCGGAUACGUUUAAGGGAUUAUGGAGUCCUAGAUUUUGAUGCUGGUGAUGCACGUAGGCAGCCUCCAGUUGACACCACUUGGCAGCAGAUAUACUUUUGCUUGAGAACUGGCUAUUAUGAGGAAGCUAGAAAUGUUGCCUUAUCAUCCCGUGUUUCACACCAGUUUGCUCCCCUGCUUACAGAGUGGAUCAACAAUGGAGGUUUGGUGCCAGCAGAUAUUGCAGCUACUGCUGCGGAGGAAUGUGAAAAGAUGCUAAGAAUGGGUGAUCGGUUAGGUCGAGCAACAUACGACAAGAAGAAAUUACUACUUUAUGCAAUUGUGUCUGGUUCUCGCAGGCAAAUUGACCGCCUAUUGAGAGAUCUUCCAUCAUUGUUCAACACCAUAGAAGAUUUUUUGUGGUUCAAAUUGUCAGCUGUACGAGACACCCCUGGUGGGACCUCAUCUCUUGUUGCAAAUGAGGGCUUACUACCGUAUAGCUUGGAAGAUUUGCAGGUUUACCUUAACAAAUUUGAUCCAUCUUAUUACACAAAGAAUGGCAAGGACCCUCUGGUAUAUCCUUAUGUCUUGCUCUUAAGUAUCCAGUUGCUACCAGCUGUCUUAUACUUGUCUAAAGAAGCUGGAGAUGAAGGAUACAACAUUGAUGCUGCCCACAUAUCAAUUGUCCUAGCAGACCAUGGAGUCCUUUCUGAAGGUGCCAGAAGUGGGCAAAAAUUGGGAGUGAUGGAUGUUUAUGCAGAAGCAUCCAGCAUCAUCAGGCAGUAUGGCUCAAUGUAUUUACGUUUAGGAAAUCUCCAAACUGCACUGGAAUAUUAUGCACAAGCUGCUGCUGCAGUUGGUGGUGGACAUUUGUCAUGGAUUGGAAGAGGUAAUGUGGAUCAGCAGAGGCAGAGGACUCUGAUGCUGAAGCAGCUUCUUACUGAACUAUUGUUACGAGAUGGCGGGAUUUAUCUUCUACUUGGUUCAAAAGGUGCCGGAGGGGAAGGUGAAUUGGGGCGAUUUUUGCCUGAUGGCAAAGCAAGACAACAAUUCCUGCUUGAAGCUUCUCACCAGUGCCAGGAAGCUGCGCUGUAUGAUAAAUCAAUUGAAAUUCAGAAGAGAAUUGGAGCUUUCUCAAUGGCAUUGGAUACAAUAAACAAGUGCCUCUCUGAAGCAAUUUGUGCCCUGUGGCGUGGUAGAUUGGAUGGUGAAAGUCGUAUUGCUGGCCUUAUCCAUUCUGGCAAUGAAAUUUUGGAGACCUACAAAUAUUAUCCUGAAGUCAGUCUCCAAGAGAGGGAGCAUGUCCUGGAGCAACAAACUGUUUUGAGACAGCUGGAGGCAAUAUUGUCUAUCCACAAGUUGGCAACACUAGGCCACUACCUUGAUGCUCUAAAGGAGAUUGCUAAACUGCCAUUCCUUCCACUAGAUCCACGAGCACCAGAUACUGCUAUUAAUGUGUUUCAGAAUUUAUCUCCUCAUGUCCAGGCUUGUGUACCUGACCUUCUAAAGGUUGCUCUAACAUGUCUUGAAAAUGUCACUGACACUGAUGGAUCACUCCGUGCAAUGAGAGCAAAGAUCGCAGCCUUUCUUGCAAAUAAUUUGCAUCAGAACUGGCCUCGUGAUUUGUACGAGAAGGUGGCCAGAAACCUGUGAAACAAACCCUGUGACAGUUUUUGAGGUGCUGAGCUGCCCAAUAAAAUCUAACAAGAAAUAUUAUGGGUUGAGAUCCCUAACAUGUGGGAAACAAAGUGAGAAAAGAGGAGCAGAAAGAGGCUGACUUCUCUUCUGCCAUUGUCGACAUUUGGAAUUGCUGCAGUUAGUUCGUUGUAAUGAAACUUCCCGGACAAUUGUUUUACCAAUUUAAUGAGAUCUUGUUGGUGUAUCUUCUUAACUGUGGCAUCCUGAGACCUGAGUUUAUAUGUAAAUCUUUCACUUUUUUGUUAUCUGAUGCCAGGACAAGUGAAACUGCAAGUAGUUGUAGCAGUGAGCCGUUUUUACUUUUUACCCGCAUGCUGAUAUAUUCAAUUGCAGUUCAGAUUCAAGAAAGUGUCUUUUAGGAU